UAGUUUAACCCCUGAAAUCACUUUCUGUUAAAUACAAUAACCAACUAACUAAAACCUGAAAGCCCGCCUUUCCAGUUUCUGUGCUUCCCUUCCUUCUCUCCCUCUCAAAAGAUUCACAUCACCUCUUCCUCAAGAAACUCUCCGUUUUCAAGAAUGGUAUCCACUACUUCAUCAUCACCACCACCGCGUCGAGUUUCAGCUAGGCCACCAUCACGCUCCCUUCUGCCUUUGCGCUUCAAGGCCAAACUACUUCCAGGCCGCGGAAACCCGAGUAAAUCAAGAAACUGGUCACGGCCAUCACCAUCAAGACUAGGACCAUCAUCAUUGAGCUCACAGGAGUCACCAUUACCCUUAGUUUCUCCACUGUCGCGAUCAUCCCCGUAUUCAACCAGGGAUUAUCUCAGAAGUAAAGCCAUACAAAUCCUGGAGUCACCAGAUGCUUUACCUCUUACUUUUUUUCUUAAUGAACUUAACUUCUCUGAAAACUCCAUUGAUUUAAUGAAUGCUCGAAAACUCUUGAAUUACCUUAAAAAGAACUACCUUACUUCCUUCUGUCUUUGCCUUGUUUCUUACUUAAAAUUUUGCGCCAUUGAAUUUGUGAAUUGCAAGGAAUGUGCCUUUGAUGUCCUAUGCCAGAUUCUUACAGAAAAUGAGCAUGGUCUUUGGCAGAAAACCUCCUUCAUGAAUAAAGAACUCAAAUCUGCACUUCUUGAUUGUUUGAAUACAGAGAGUUCAAUAAAGAUCUUGCAUAAAAUUCUCGAUUUUGUCGUCACCAUUGCUACUAAAGAAGUAAGACUUGGAAAUGAAUGGCCUGAGCUUCUUGAGUUUGUUUAUGUAUCUAUUGGUUCUGGUUCUGAUUCUGAUUCUGAUUUUGAAGAGAAAUUGAAGUGUGCGAUUUCUUUGCUUUAUAAGUUGAUCCCACAAUGUGCUGUCGAAGAUUUGGUUAUUAGCAUUGAUUCCUUUUAUGAUAGUUUAAUGGAUAUAUUUGAUUCUGAAGAAAUGAGUUUAGAGGUACAGGUUCAGGCAGCUCUUGCCUCAAAUCGUUUUCUUUGUUACUGGACGAAUCGGUCAGACCAUGAUAGAUAUAGUACUGUCCUUUUGGUUAAAAUAGUGUUGACCAUUUCCACUUUGAUCGAGCAUAGAUCAGACAAAGAUAUACAGGCGGUGGUCAAUGAAUUGACUGUGUUGGUAAAGGAGAAGCCAUGGUCUUUGAGUAGCCAAUUUGAUUAUCUGGUUCUAUCUGUGCUUAGGAUCGUGGAUGGAGUUGAACUUCAAGACAGAACAAAAAUUAUUGCAUUAGAAUUUGUGGUUGCUUUAUCUGAAAAAAGAGUUGAAGGUCGACGAAUGUUGCGAAGAUCACAAUAUAUAAUCCCAAAGUUACUUGAAAAGAUUUUGUUUCUGCUUGCAAAUUUAGAAGAUGACCCAGAAAGCGGAACUGCAGAGACUGACAUCCAGAAUCUGCCUGUGGUAAGGUGCUUGGCUAGAAUUGCAGCUGCCUUAGGUGGGGAAGUUCUCGUGAAUAAUUUCCCCAAAUUAUUUGCAAUUCAUUUUGGCGCUGAAGAUUGGCAGAGCCGCCAUGCUGCUGUUCUUUUCCUUGGCAUUGUUGCAGAGAAAUGUUCAAAGCCAAAGGAGUUGAAACAUGGUUGGAAUCAAAUGGCUGGAAGAAUUAUCUUAAGUGUCAAAGAAGACAUACACCCUCAUGUGCGUUGGGCAGCUUUAUAUACAAUAAAACAAUUUUCCAAGCAUUUGAAACCUGAAUUUCAAGACAAGUACCAUGAAAAGGUGAUGCCUGCAUUAACCAAAGCCAUGGAUGAUUUCAAUAAUCCCCGUGUUCAGGUGCAAGCUUAUUUAGCGUUGUUCGACUUCACCUGGAACUGUUCAUCAAGUACUCUGAAACCUCACCUGAAGGAAAUUGUCAACAAAUUGCUCAAACAAUUACAGAAAGUAAAUCAUACGGUCCAGGGCGAAACUUUAAAAGUUUUGUCAGCAGUUGCUCAUUCAUCACAGGAUCACUUUGCAGAGUAUUAUAGUAGUGUCAUGCCUUAUCUUAAAGUUAUAAUGACGACUGCAAAUGAGGAACUUGAUCACAACCAUCUUGCCGAUUCCGUGGAGUGCAUAACUAUGGUUUGGUUGGCUGUAGGCAAGGAUAAGAUCAGAUCUGAUAUUGAAAUGUUGGAAUGGCCAAAUGAUCUAUAA
Messenger RNA from Populus nigra (black poplar), 2196 nucleotides. Its product is annotated as importin subunit beta-3-like. Gene Ontology annotation, cellular component: cytoplasm; nucleus. Gene Ontology annotation, biological process: protein import into nucleus. Gene Ontology annotation, molecular function: nuclear import signal receptor activity. The record is from RefSeq and is a predicted model, not a curated record. The coding region runs from base 154 to 2196 and encodes 680 amino acids. NCBI's taxonomy places the organism in Eukaryota, Viridiplantae, Streptophyta, Magnoliopsida, Malpighiales, Salicaceae. The transcript has 6 exons.